Trachymyrmex septentrionalis is the source of this 1030-nucleotide messenger RNA. RefSeq names its product growth hormone-regulated TBC protein 1-A-like. The transcript is spliced from 6 exons. The record is from RefSeq and is a predicted model, not a curated record. The coding region runs from base 73 to 1002 and encodes 309 amino acids. Lineage: Eukaryota; Metazoa; Arthropoda; Insecta; Hymenoptera; Formicidae.
GUUUCCAGUGAUGUGGACGAAUAUGGUUUCGAACGACCACACGACUUCGAUUAUGAAACAUACGAAGAUUUUAUGUCCGAGUACCUUAAGGUACUCGCAAAGAUGGCCAAAAAGUGGGCGAAAAUUAUCGGUGAGGGAAAAUCCUUACGAAGCAUUACGAUCAAGAAAUACGUUCGUAAAGGCAUUCCAGGAGAGCAUAGAGGAUUGGUGUGGCUCGCUGUAAGCGGUGGUGAAGAUAUGAAGAAUGCGUCGCCAGAUCUUUAUCAAAAGUUACUAUUAUCUCCUCACAAUGCAGAAACCGCUGAGAUUAUUAAAACUGAUCUUCCAAGAACAUUUCCAGACAAUAUAUUCUUUAAUAAUACAGAGAAUCAGCAGCAUCAAUUAUAUAAUGUUUUAUUAGCUUUUGCUCAUCAGAACAAAACUGUUGGAUAUUGCCAGGGUUUAAACUACAUAGCGGGUUUACUUUUGCUUGUAACAAAAAGCGAAGAAACAGCAUUUUGGUUAUUAAAAGUGUUGAUUGAUAAAAUUCUGCCAGAUUAUUAUACAUGUACUAUGGAUGGCCUACUCAUUGAUAUCGAUGUGCUCGCAGAAUUAGUAAGGAUAAAAAUGCCUGACGUGUAUCAGCAUGUAACAAACGUAGGGCUGCCUUGGCCAGUAAUUACGACUAAAUGGUUUGUGUGUUUGUUUGCUGAAGUUUUACCUAUAGAGACUACUCUACGUAUUUGGGAUUGCCUUUUUUACGAGGGUACCAAGAUUAUCUUCCGUGUCGCAUUGACACUUAUAAAAAGGAAUAAAUCUAAUCUAUUAGCUUGUCAAGAUUUUACAACGCUAGCUGAGUGUUUUAAAGAAAUUACGAAAGAUAGUAUUGUUUUACGAUGUCACGAGUUUAUGCAAAGUAUUUUUAAAGUACCUGGAUCACUGCCUGGAAACACAAUAGCAAAACUAAGAACAAAACACAUGCAACAACGUAUAAAACGAAAACAAGAUAAGUUAGAACGAUAGUAUUAAUGACUAAUGUUUUUCACAUACA